AUGGAAUCAAACAAUACUCCUAACAGUCAGUCUCAGUCCUAUUCUAGCCUUCUUAACUUCCCAUAUGACAGCUUUGCUCCCAAUGUAAACAUUGGGACCUCUCAAAUCUCUGCUUUUAGUUCACAAACUAGUUCACAGCCGAGUCAGCCUCCUAGUCAAUCAGAAGAGACAGCAGAACAGCAUAGGGAGAGAAGAAUAUGGUCCACACAAGAUGACUUAGUCCUAAUAAGUGGCUGGUUAAACACAUCGAAGGAUGCAAUAGUUGGGAAUGGCCAAAAGUCAUGGUCCUUUUGGAUCCGUAUAGGAGACUAUUAUGGAACAAGUAUUCAUGUACGUGGUGGUGCUGAGCCUAGGCGCCCUGACCAUUGUAGACAAAGAUGGCAAAAAAUCAGUAAGGAUGUGAGCAGGUUCUAUGGAGCCUUUGCAGAGGCAGAGAGUGAGAAAGCUAGUGGCAUGAACGAUUUAGAUAUUUUGCAAAAUGCUCACCAAAUCUACACUAAGCUGUACAAGAAGAAGUUUGGUUUGGAGUAUGCUUGGAAUGUGCUACGCUAUGAACAGAAAUGGGUAAACCUGGAGGCUAUGAACCCCACUCCAAAGAGAACCAGCUCUAAUAAAAGAAAAGCUGAUGACGCUGCACCAUCUACAGGUUCUGUCGUUGGUGAGCACGAGAGCAGGCCUCCGGGCAUAAAGGUUGAAGAAGACAUGGACUCUGAAUACGACUAUGGUAUAAACAACCCAUUAGACUAUAGUUCCGAAGAGGAGGAGGAGGCUGAGACCUGUUACUAUCCUCCGCAACCAUCAACUGAGAUUGGAUUCACAACUCAAGGACCAACUGAUCCAACUCAAGGACCAUCAAAACCAGUCAGAUCGGAGGUUGGUGAAUCUGGAGAGGCUUGUUACUGUGGCACGAGAGAAGAAACCAUUCUUUCAAAUGGCCCCUGA
This is a messenger RNA of Camelina sativa (false flax), 942 nucleotides long. NCBI's taxonomy places the organism in Eukaryota, Viridiplantae, Streptophyta, Magnoliopsida, Brassicales, Brassicaceae. The record is from RefSeq and is a predicted model, not a curated record.